AUGCGUGCAAAACUGCAAGGUUAUGGGCUGGACAGCAUUCAUGAAUCUUGUGAUCCAGUGGAAGCUGUAAGGAAAUCUGAAGCAAUAUUUAUCGGAGGUGGGAACACAUUCCGUCUCCUGAAAGCUCUCUACGACAACAGCCUGAUACAGGAGAUCAGGAAAAGAGUUCUCGAGGAUGGGAUUCCUUACAUGGGAUCCAGCGCAGGAACUAACGUUGCUACCAUCAGCAUCAAUACUACCAAUGACAUGCCAAUUGUUUAUCCACCUUCCCUGCAGGCCCUAGGUUUAGUUCCUUUUAAUAUUAACCCCCACUACCUGGACCCAGAUGUUAAAAGCACUCACAUGGGUGAGACAAGAGAGGAAAGAAUUCGUCAAUAUCAUGAAGAACCAAACACCCCUCCAGUUCUGGGCUUGCGGGAAGGUGCGAUGCUGCUAGUGGAAGGAGACAAAGCCACCUUGCAAGGAGUGACAGGAGCACGUCUGUUUUUGAGGGGUAAGAAACCAACUGAACAUGAGCCUGGAACAGACUUCAGUUUCCUCCUGAUUGACAGUAAUCUCCAGAAUCUGUAGCCUUGCAUAUUCUGCAGCAAGAGUCACUAUAUGGAAAGACAAUGAGGAGGAAGGAAAGAGAUGCUUCUAGUCCCAGGGUGGGUGGAGAACCUUAGCUUUAUAAAUAAAGAUAAAUAUGCAUUAGUGGGCUCUUUUUCCAACCCUAAUUCAUGUCUCAGACAUCUCUGCUUCCCAGCAAAAAGACAAUUUUUAUUGCAAUACUUGAGUAAUCAUAGCUAUACUUAGCCUGAAAGGGCCUUUGUAUCCACUUUGAUUCCUUAACCACCAAAAAAAGUUACUUUAACACAAUUAAGACAGGACACUGAAUCAGCUGUUCCUGCUGCUUAGGCUUUACCUGCUAAAUGAAAGAAUUGUUCAUUUAAUGUACUCCCACAUUAUCAGUUUUGUUUUUGCGCUAGUAAUAAAGGGAGAAGUUAUGCAU
This is a messenger RNA of Charadrius vociferus (killdeer), 991 nucleotides long. RefSeq names its product alpha-aspartyl dipeptidase-like. Gene Ontology annotation, biological process: proteolysis. Gene Ontology annotation, molecular function: serine-type peptidase activity. NCBI's taxonomy places the organism in Eukaryota, Metazoa, Chordata, Aves, Charadriiformes, Charadriidae. The record is from RefSeq and is a predicted model, not a curated record. The coding region runs from base 1 to 570 and encodes 189 amino acids. The transcript has 7 exons.